AUGACGGAAGUCAAUGCCGCGAGUCGCAAGCGACGCAAGAACCGCAAGAAUAAACAGCAGUUCGCAAAGAAAGGCCAUUACGCUGAUCCACUCUCACCCAUUGCUUCCACUCCCAUGAAACGUCCGGCAGAGAAUAAUACGUCCAUCAAGUCAAAACACGCGUCAUCAGCUGCAUCAAAUGAUGUCAAUGCUAUUACGUCGAAAGAGGAGGAAACGCUCUUUUCGCCACGAAAAUUAAGGAAGGAAUACGACCAGGAAGAGGAGAAACCAAAGACGAAAAAGACACGGACGAGAUUGAAUUAUGACUCGGCAACUUCUUCAAACGGGGAACAGGAACAACAAGAGACAAGUUUUGCAGACGCUGGUAAAGAAGAGUUGUUUUCACCAGCACUGAAGCCUCCAUCAACGUCGCGAUCGACGAGCGCGUCUCCAAUGAACGCUCGAGGACGACUUGAGACGAAGCCUGAGCCAGAAGAGCAAAUGGAAAAAGAUAUUGCACUAGCUGAGGAGUCUCUUGAUACUAGUGACCACAUGGUAGAUGGAGAAGGACAGGAGGAGGAAUGUGCUACUCCUCUAGAACACGAGUUUAAUCCGUUCUGCUUUAUGAAGACUUUACCAAGGUACGAAGACAUUGUAGAAGGAAAGCGGCCCGUUUCUUUACCGGACAGGUCACGUGACGCGCCCAAAAUUUGUUUGGUUCUGGAUCUAGACGAGACUCUUGUGCACUGCAGCGUGGAAGAAGUAAAAGACCCACACAUGCAGUUUCCGGUCACAUUUAACGGUGUAGAGUAUGUUGUCAAUGUGAAGAAGCGUCCACAUAUGGAGUAUUUCCUCAAACGCGCGUCCAAGCUCUUUGAAAUCGUCGUAUUCACCGCGUCGCAUAAGGUGUACGCUGAGAAGCUGAUGAACAUGCUGGAUCCGCACCACAAUUUCAUCAAGCACCGACUGUAUCGAGAUGACUGUCUUGAUGUCUUUGGGAACUAUGUGAAGGAUCUGAAUGUCCUCGGGCGUGAUCUAUCGAAGGUCGUGCUCGUGGAUAAUUCCCCUCACGCUUUUGGGUAUCAGGUGACCAACGGUAUUCCCAUCGAGACGUGGUACGACGACGAAGCAGACGCUGAGCUACUGAACCUGCUGCCAUUCCUGGAGAGUCUCGUAGACGUUGAUGAUGUGCGGCCAGUUCUAGAGAAGCAGUUUCAGAUUCAGAAACUGAUCGAUGCCACGCCUGACGAGAUUGAGAUGAAGCUCUGGGAUGACACGAAGGAUCGACGCAAAUAUGAAGACCUGUCAGACCUUUUUGCUAUCUUCAAGACCACGGAACACUUGGAAGCCGCUUACGUUCGAGAUGCCAUUACACCCGAACAGUAUACAGAGGCGUGCACAAAGCUCAUCUCGCAGUACAAGACGGCGGAGACGGCGCUACGUCUCGGCGGCUUCAUUGAUAGUGUGAACAGCUUCAUCUCUGAGUACAGACUGGACUGCCCCCGAGCCCUGGAGCGACUCGUACGAAUUGGCGUGCCAGCCACUGUAGUGCACAACACGACCAAUCGCAAGACAGACUCGGUUAAUGUAGCGCAGACUGUGCAAAACUUUAUCACGCUCAUGGACGUCCUAAAGCUCAACAUUCGAGCGGUGGAUGAGAUCCAGCCGUUGUUGAGCGAAAUGAUGAGCUCGUUGACUAUGGUUAGCGGCCUUCCGCCUGACUUUUCUGGCCGCGACAAGAUUGAAGGCUGGUUGUGUACAAUGAAUGCAAUGCGAGCGUCUGAAGAACUUGAUGAGGAGCAAGCGCGUCAACUCAGUUUCGACCUCGAGCGUGCCUACUCGUCCUUCAUGGCUUUCCUGAACAAAUGA
Messenger RNA from Peronospora farinosa, 1848 nucleotides. NCBI's taxonomy places the organism in Eukaryota, Oomycota, Peronosporomycetes, Peronosporales, Peronosporaceae. The record is from the annotation of a GenBank genome assembly.